This is a messenger RNA of Saccostrea echinata, 4186 nucleotides long. Its product is annotated as sodium- and chloride-dependent glycine transporter 1-like. The record is from RefSeq and is a predicted model, not a curated record. The transcript has 13 exons. Gene Ontology annotation, biological process: sodium ion transmembrane transport. Lineage: Eukaryota; Metazoa; Mollusca; Bivalvia; Ostreida; Ostreidae. Gene Ontology annotation, cellular component: membrane. Bases 31 to 2019 code for a protein of 662 amino acids.
AUAAAACUAGAAUAACAAGGAAAUAAUAAAAUGAACGAAAUUGAGAGAAAUAGCGAACUUAUAAGUGAAAAGGAAUGUUUAGAGGAAAAAGAGAAAGCAAUGAUUGAUAGUGAUGAAUCUGUUUCUGCUGGAAGCAGCGGAAGGUCAGAGAAUGGGGAUGAAAAUGUGGGUCGGGGCAACUGGUCAGGUCGCCUGGACUUUUUCUUGUCCUGUGUCGGUUACGCUGUGGGACUCGGAAAUAUUUGGAGGUUCCCGUACCUAUGUUACCAGAGCGGCGGAGGGGCUUUUCUGAUCCCAUAUGUGAUUUUCCUUGUGUUGUGUGGAAUUCCAUUAUUCUUCUUAGAAAUCAGCUAUGGCCAGUUCGCCAGCUUGAGUCCUAUCACGGUGUGGAAAAUGUCGCCACUAUUUAAAGGUGUGGGCUAUGGUAUGGUCAUUAUCUCGGGCAUUGUUUGUGUUUACUACAACAUCAUCAUAACCUGGACGAUUUAUUUUCUGUACCAUUCGUUCAAAGCUGUUCUCCCGUGGAGUACGUGCAAUAAUGAAUGGAACACAGAGAAAUGUUACAUUCGCGUUGAAAGUGUGCAGACCAAUGCUACAGUAAAUGGGACACUUGACUACAAUGUCUCUGAUAUAAACAUCACGAACUUCUCCUCAGACAUAACGCUGACUUUAGCAAACUUAACAAGGAAUGAGUCGGCAUCAAAUGCGUCUAACAAGGUCACAGCUAGCGAAGAGUUCUGGCAGAAUGAAGUGUUACAAAUCACAAAAGGAAUUGAGGACUUGGGCACUAUUCGCUGGGAGCUCCUUAUCUGUUUGGCUGUGGCUUGGAUUGUCGUGUUUCUGUGUUUGUGCAAGGGAGUUAAAUCUUCUGGAAAGGUCGUGUAUGUGACGGCCACUUUUCCAUACCUGGUUCUGAUGAUUCUUUUUAUCCGAGGGGUCACUCUUCCUGGUGCAGGAGCCGGAAUAUACUUCUACCUGGUUCCAGAAUGGGAAAAACUUCUGACAUUCAAGGUAUGGGGAGAUGCUGCAGUCCAGAUUUUCUACUCGGUUGGAAUGGCCUGGGGAGGUCUUAUCACAAUGGCCAGUUUCAACAAAUUCAACAACAACUGUUACCGUGACGCCAUGAUUGUCCCCCUUAUUAACUGCGGCACCAGCGUGUUUGCUGGUUUGGUCAUUUUCUCUGUCCUGGGGUUCAUGUCUUACGAGACGGGUGUUGACAUCGAUAAAGUUGUUACCCAGGGACCUGGUUUGACCUUUGUGGCCUACCCAGAAGCUGUGUCCAAACUCCCCAUCUCCCCUCUGUGGGCAGUCCUGUUUUUCCUUAUGCUCAUCAGUGUUGGUUUAGACACUCAGUUUGGAAUGUUUGAAACAAUGACGAGUGCCUUCAUUGACGAGUUCCCGGGUCUCUUGAGGGAGAGGAAAGUUCUGUUCACUGCUUUACUCUGCUUCAUCGAAUUCCUUCUGGGUAUACCAUGUAUAAUGCAGGGAGGGAUCUACGUGCUUCAGAUCAUGGACUGGUACUGUGCUGUGUUUUCUAUGAUGUUACUGUCACUGACAGAAUGUCUGGUUAUAGCCUGGAUCUAUGGUGUGGACAGAUUCUACAAGGAUAUUGAACUCAUGAUUGGAUAUCAGCCUGGUAUCUGGUGGAAGAUUUGCUGGUUAUUUAUCACACCUGUUACCAUAGCUGGUGUAUGGUUGUUCAGUGUGACCCAGUUAAGCCCGGUGACCUACGGAGAUUAUGAAUACCCAGAUGGAGCUAUUGUGUUUGGUUGGAUGCUUGGACUUGUCUCUCUAGUGCCUGUUCCAGUAUGUGCAGUGACUGCCAUUUUGAAAGAAAAAGGGGACAUAUUUCAAAGAAUUAAGAAGUUGGUCCAUCACACAGAUGACUGGGGUCCAGCAGUGGAGAAACACCGAGUUCGAUAUCUACAAUCAUUACAGAGUUCCCAGGAGUCACUGGAUUCUGUCGUUUGUACACCUCUCGUAGAAGCCAAGUACCAUGCAAUUAAGCCACAGUCAUGAGAGUGUGAGGUCUAGAAUUUUUGAAGAAUGUCAUAGGAGGAAUGUAUAAAUAUUACUUGUUCAAGGAUUUUUAUUGAUAUUGUGAAGGAGAAUGUAAUUUUGGGAAGAGGAUUUUAUAGACUUUGUAUGUUGUGUAGGGGUUUUAAUUUGUGGAUUUCCCUUUUUGUUUCUUUUGGCACAAGAUCUAGAAUUUAUGAAAUUGUGCAUAUACGAAAUAUGUCAUAGUGUACACAGUAUAUUUGAACAUAUCAAUUAUUCACUGCUCCUUGAAUUUAAAAUUUUUGCUGAGGUACUACAGAGAAAAUUAACACUGGUAAAUUAUUUAUCCCCUAUACAGUAUGUGGAGAAUGAAGGACAGAGUUUGGAUGAGGUGAACAUAGUUCCUCAAAUAAUGUAAAUAUAAAUAGAUCAAGAAUCUCACAAACUUAAUGCCACAAAAGGUCAUUACAAAGGGGACCAAAAUGUACUAACUUGAAGCACUACACCUGAAAAAGUGUUUGCAUGUAUAAAGGUUUAGUGCACUAAAAAAACUAUAAUCAAUUUAAUCUCUUAGAUACAAAAGAUAUAUAGUCGAGCCGUGUUAAUCCAGACACUUGUUGUCCGGAUUAAUAAAUUAUCUGGAUGACUGAAACACACCUUUAAUAAUAAGAAGAUAAAAAUAAGAUUUCUAUUCCCCAUUAAUUUCGUAGGUGAAGAAAACAGGUUAUCGGGGUCCGCAUUAAAGAGGCUCAACUGUAUGUACAUUAAAAACACUUAUAGCAUAGUGCUACAGAAUAGCAUAGCGCUACAGAAGAAUAAUUUUUAUGUCAUAAAUACAAUUUGCUAUGAAUCAAAAUAAGUUUUAAAACUACAGGAAAUGAAAUUCACUUUGUUUUAAUUGUGAAUUUGUCAUAAUUAUCUUCACUGUAACCUUGUUUUACUCUAUAAAUAUUGGUCCCCACCCAUUGAUAAUUUAGAUCAGUAUUAAGUUCAUAUUGUAGUGUAAUGAAAUAUUAUUUUGUGAACAGCAUUAUUGGAUAGUCCUGAGCUUCCAAAUAAUUUAAAAACUGUAUCAUUGAGAAGUGAAAAUUUAUUACUUUGUGGUUGACAUAGUUCCCACUUGUACCAAUGUUUCCAGAAAUGUGAUGUUAUAUUUUUUUGAAAUAAUUUUAACCAGAAGUGGUUCAGUAAUGAUAACUGCAUCAUAAAAUGUAAAUUUUGUUCAUUUCAUUUUAUUAACAUGAUUAAUAACCACAUUUUACUAAAGAAAACAAAAUAAAAUUGAUUUAUUCAACAUGUUCAUCAAAUCUCUAAGUAAUAUUAUAAUAAAAAUAUUAAUAGUUAUCAUCAUCUUGUGAUAUUUCUUAACUUUUUUCAAAAUGUCUUAAAAAAAGAAAUACCACCAAAAGUAUAUUGGCAGUUCUUGUGAUUUCCAUAGGAUUAUAUAGGAAACACUGUCCUCUGGUAUCUUGUAAAAUGCCUGGUAAGAAACCUAAAUUUUUUUUAGCAAAGUUGAAGUAGCAAUACUUUAAUGACAAAUUCUUGGCAGAAAUUGUAUAUUAUUGUGGAACAUGUUGUCAGACCUUUAAAUCAAUUUCUGUAUUUGAAUUAAAAUUUGGAUGAAAAAGAAAAGGACUUUAUCUACCAUAAAGAUAUAAUCAUUAAUCAAAGUAACAUAGUAUAAUUGCACAAAAUUUGCAUGCAAAUUGUGAAAAAAAGUUCACCUGACCAAUCAAAAUAUCACAUAUUUGUCUUCAAUGAAGAUUGUUUUACAGAGGGCUUUUUUGCUUUUAAUAUCUUUUUUAUAUUAAAAAUUCAGUUUCUAUCAAAUUAUCCUAACUUCAGAUUCUCUCAUUUUUGGAGUAAAAGAUUUUAUUUUGAUUGUCUCCCUGUUCGUUUGCUGCUCUUUGACUGCCAUAUAUGUUAUAAUAUUGUCCAAGUGUUAUGAUGAAAUCAGUCACAUUUGCCUAGUCCUUUCUUUAAAACAUUUUUGGAAAAUAUUUUAUUUUGUAGUUACUGCUCCUUGUGUAUUAAGUAACAAUUGUGUUCUUGAGAUGCAUUUUUUUUUCAUUAUGAUCAUGAUUAUAUUUAGAAAAACUUUUUUUCUUUGACUUUUCAAAUGAGGUACUGUUAUAUGAUGUAAUGUAAAUUUUCUUUUUACAUUUCAAAUAAAUUUGAGCAAUAUUUA